CGACAAAACCCUAUCUCGCGCUCUUGCCUAUAUAAGUUUGAAGUGCCGAACACCAUUUUUUCCAGAAGAAAAUGGAGCUUUGUACCUCCCAAUCCAUGUCCAAACUUCCCAUCCCCAACCACCACCCUAGCAGGCUUCUCAUCUCAAACCCUAAUCACCUCCAUUGCAAGUCCUCUCUUAACCCCCUCCGACGAAACUCACUCUUCUCUCCCGCCGCUCGUGGACUGCACUAUCGAUUGAUCUAUUCUCCGAAGUGCUUACCAAGAGCAACAUCGGAAGAAACAUCAAGUGGAUCAAAUAAGUACACUAGUGAAGCAUCAUCUGAAGAGACAUUAGGUGGAGCUAAUCAGUACACUAGUGAAAAGCGUGAUUCUGUGAUAACUUUUGAAGAUUUUCCACCAGUAGAAAAGAAAGUCGAUAAUGAUAUUUUGACGACAGAAGUAACUCAAGAAAAGACUGAACAGUCACCCGUUGAUGAAGGGCAAUCAUUGAUAUCAGAGGUUUUGGAUAAGCUUAAUAUUGACUCUGAAGAUACAUACUCCAUCUUACUUUACGGCGGUGGUGCCUCUAUUGUCCUCUGGCUGGCAUCUGCUAUUGUUGGCGCAAUUGAUUCUAUCCCCGUGAUCCCCAAAUUUCUGGAAAUUGUUGGACUUGGCUACACAGUCUGGUUCACAUAUCGCUAUUUGAUAUUUAAGAAAAGUAGGGAGGAGUUACUUGCUAAGUUUGAAGAGCUUAAGGAGGAGGUUCUUGGAUCAAAUGAUGAUUGAUAGAGACGACUACAUGGUUGGUUUGGAGAUACGUUUAUGGAACACAUGAAUAAUUGUGGAAUUUGACUUUGUUGAUUUGUAUAUUAUAUAUGUUUCUUCAAAGGAAAAGGAAAAGGAAAAAAAGCGUCAUACAAGAUCCCAAAUCCUUCCAUAGAAGUCAGAAGAGGAAGACGGAUUCUCAUGCACAAUAUAUUUUAGUAUUCUUUCAA
Morus notabilis is the source of this 976-nucleotide messenger RNA. RefSeq names its product protein CURVATURE THYLAKOID 1D, chloroplastic. NCBI's taxonomy places the organism in Eukaryota, Viridiplantae, Streptophyta, Magnoliopsida, Rosales, Moraceae. The transcript is spliced from 5 exons. The record is from RefSeq and is a predicted model, not a curated record. Gene Ontology annotation, cellular component: chloroplast thylakoid membrane; thylakoid. Bases 72 to 767 code for a protein of 231 amino acids.